CAUUCUUAUAUUUCUUCUUUUAUUAGCAUUUUCAAUUGAGGUAUUGAUUGAAUGGAGACCGCGGGCAGCAAUCACUUUAGCCAUCCGGAGCACCCACUGGAGCUAAAAAACUACAAAAAGCCUUACACUUGCGACGGAUGCAAGGAGCCAGGAUUCGGAUCAAGAUACAGAUGUGAGGCCUGCGACUUCGAUCUCCACAAGGACUGCAUGUUCCCUGCUGAAACCACUACCCAUGACUUCUUCGGAAACGCCACCUUCAAAUUUCUCCCUCGACCACCCAAUCUAAAGUGCCAAGAGAAGCACUGCAGGAACAAGUGCAAAAGCUACUGUGAUGCCUGUGGAAAGGUCGUGAAGGGCUUUGUUUACCACAAUGCGGCACACAACUUGGAUUUGCAUCCAUGCUGCCGCAACCUCGAGACUAAAAUGGACAUCCACGGCGAGGAGUUUUGGCUCCAAGAUAAGGUGUCAAGGCGGUGCAAUUGGUGCAGGAAGAAGAAGCUUCAGGGCAGAGGCUCAGGCGUCCAAGGCUGGGCUUACGCAUCAAGCAACGAAGACUACUAUUUUCAUGUGGGCUGUGUGCCGGAGAUGAUGCUGGAUGCUUGGCAAAAUGACGGUGGUAUUGGCAAUGAUGAUGAUGAUGAUAAGAGUGUAGCAGCGGUGAGUAAAAUGAAGAUGCAGCUGCAACGCAAUUCAAAGGGAAAUAGGGGGAGAGGAAACAAGUAUUGGAAGAUGCUGAAGUCAAUCUUGAAGAUUAUAGUGUCUGUUUUAUUAGGGGAUCCAACCAUAACUCUCGCUUGUGUGGUUGCAGAGUCGCUUCUCUCCAAGUAAUAUUUUAUAUUUUUUAGGUUUAUGUUUCAUUUGUAUGGAUGAGUGUUAGUAUGCAUUGAGCUUUGAUAAUUUUAUUUAGCUUAUCUCCAAGAGUAAUAGUGUUGAUGCACGACCCAAAUUUCGGGUAACUUAGAAGCAUGAACCAAGUAAAAGGUUUGAU
Messenger RNA from Vitis riparia (riverbank grape), 988 nucleotides. RefSeq lists its product as uncharacterized. The record is from RefSeq and is a predicted model, not a curated record. NCBI's taxonomy places the organism in Eukaryota, Viridiplantae, Streptophyta, Magnoliopsida, Vitales, Vitaceae. The transcript has a single exon. The coding region runs from base 52 to 828 and encodes 258 amino acids.